Messenger RNA from Cariama cristata (Red-legged seriema), 412 nucleotides. It is a transcript of the gene RAMP1, whose product is annotated as receptor (G protein-coupled) activity modifying protein 1. The annotation marks the transcript as partial. The record is from RefSeq and is a predicted model, not a curated record. Gene Ontology annotation, cellular component: cell surface; signaling receptor complex; membrane. Gene Ontology annotation, biological process: G protein-coupled receptor signaling pathway; calcium ion transport; intracellular protein transport. The transcript is spliced from 4 exons. Lineage: Eukaryota; Metazoa; Chordata; Aves; Cariamiformes; Cariamidae. Gene Ontology annotation, molecular function: coreceptor activity.
AUGGCACUUAUGCCACGGCACCUCCUGCCAUGCUUCCUGCUAGCCCAUCACUUCAUCGCGGCGACGGCGUGCCAGGAGGCGGAUUACGGCUGGAUGAUCCGGCACUACUGCCUGAAGCAGUUCCAGCUCAGCAUGGAGGGCAUUGGGCAGCGGCUCUGGUGUGACUGGGAUGAGACCGUGGGCACCUACGGGGAGCUGACAAACUGCACGGCGCUGAUCGCCGAGAGGCUCGACUGCUACUGGCCCAACCGGCUAGUGGAUGAGUUCUUCGUGGCCGUCCACAAGCAGUACUUCAGGAACUGCUCGCCCUCCGGCCGGGCGCUGCACGACCCUCCCAACGGCAUCCUCUGCCCCUUCAUCGUGCUGCCCGUCCUCGUCACCCUGCUGAUGACCGCGCUGGUGGUGUGGAGGA